AUGACACAUUGGCCGGGAACAGCACGAGAAUGGUUGAACGCACAGGAGGCUGUGUCCGAGCAAAACAUCAGUAAAGCGAUUUCGAUUCUGUCGGCAGUCGAAAGCAGUAAUUUGAGGAUUAUAAUUGAAUUAGGCAGAUUGCACUACGCAAUUGGCCAACGUCAAAAAGCAGCGAUGCAUUUGCAGAGGGCACACAAUCUGGACAGUGGAUGCUCGUAUUCAAUGGAUAUCCUCGCCUAUAUUCUGGCUCAGGUAUUUUAUUGA
Anisakis simplex (herring worm) is the source of this 264-nucleotide messenger RNA. The record is from the annotation of a GenBank genome assembly. NCBI's taxonomy places the organism in Eukaryota, Metazoa, Nematoda, Chromadorea, Rhabditida, Anisakidae.